CUGCUGCCCUUUUCUAUAUACCGCCAAUUAUAUAUCGAUGGGGUGGCUUGAAUGAGAUAGAGACAACAAGCGUCCUUCCUUGUUCUCUCCAUGGCCCGAUUGGUUGCCUGGUCCGGGAAGAGAGGUGAUUGGCGCCAAUAUAUCAUGCUGAUGUGGUUCUGCAUUUUCAGCCGGGCACCUCGAGGAUGUCCCCUUAUGCCUCAGUCAAGUUUUGCAGCGUCUACAUAUAGUCUAAUCUCCAGGCCUGGUCUUGUAAGCCAACGGCUUUCUCUUGAUGUUGCCUUCGCUCCGCUGGCCCGUAGGUGACUCGCCCAUAUCAUCCAGUUAGAUCCCCUGUCGGGACAGCUCGACCUCAUCUUGCUGUAUCUCUCCUCAUCAGUCUCCAUGGUAAUCAUUC
This is a messenger RNA of Colletotrichum acutatum, 397 nucleotides long. RefSeq lists its product as uncharacterized. Lineage: Eukaryota; Fungi; Ascomycota; Sordariomycetes; Glomerellales; Glomerellaceae. The transcript has a single exon. The record is from RefSeq and is a predicted model, not a curated record. The coding region runs from base 91 to 306 and encodes 71 amino acids.